AGAGAGAAAUCUUCUUGCAGUUGAUAUUGUGGUUAGUUCUUAGAAUUUAUAGAAGCUUACGAUAUUGUUUGUAGGGAUUGCAUGGAUAAGACUAGAAAUUAAAAAAGAAUAAUACAAGUUUUUCCUUUCAUAUAAAAGCUCAAGUUUCAGUUAUAUUAAAAUACAAAAUUGACUUAAAAUCUGCAAAGUACAAUUGAGUAAAUGCCUUGACUCUAUGUCUAUAUAGACAAUCAAGAAGUGUUAAAUAGGAAUAUAAAUUGAAAAACGUUCACAAAAAUGCUGAGAACGUUUCAGCGAGUGUUGCCUGUGGGGAAUUCAAUUUGCGUGAUGAUGUUGUUGAUGAUAAUGGAUGCGAAUGCGAAUGCAGCGACGCCAGCAACAUGGAUGUUUACCAAAUAGAGCUGGAGGCACCGGCACCGGCACAACUACGCUCCCAUCUGCUGAUCGACACUGUGGCAAAGAACCUGGGCCAGCCGACACGCCCACAGCAGCAACAGCAGCAACAACAGCAACAACAGCAGCAGCAGCGGCAGCAGCAGCAGCAGGACGACGACAAUAAUAUUGCAGAUCUAGACGCUGAGGAGGAGGAGCAGCAGCAACAGCAGGCGGGGGACGACGGGGAAGAGGAAGAGGACGAGGAAGAAGAGGACGACGAGGAGGAGCAGGACGAGGUCGAGGAAGAAGAAGCGGAGGAGGUGCGACAACAGCAGGAGGAGGAGGCGGAAGAGAACGAAGCACUGCCGGAAGUCAGUUUUGAUGCAAAUUCUGAUUUCAAUUUGCAUUUCUUUGACACGCCCGAAGAUUCAUCCACACAAGGCGCAUAUAGCGAAGCGGCCAGUCUAGACUCGGAGCCCGAGGACGAACAGGAGCAGCAAUUGUUGCAGCAGCAGCAGCAGCAGCAGCUGGCAACUGGCACCGCACAGGAGCUGCAACAUUGCCUCAGUGCCAUCGAAGCGGAUCCGCUGCAAUUGCUGCAGUGCGAGAGCUUCUACAGCGCGACGCCAGCAACAGUUGCCGUUGCGCAGCAGCAGCUACAGCAGCAGCAACUGCACCCGCAGCAACAGCAGCAGCAGCAGCAGCACUUGAGCUGCACGGCUCUGAGCAAUGGUGGAGGUGCUCUGUACGCCAUCAGCAGUGUGCAUCAGUUCGGUCCCGCCAGCAACAGCUCCAGCUCGGCCGGCGCCCAUUCCUCACCGGACAGCGGGCGCAGCAGCGGCGGCGGCUGUUGCUCCUCCAGCUCCAGCUCGGCCACGGUCUCAUCCUCAUCAUCAUCCACGUCGUCUGCAUCCAGUGCCGACAGCAACAGCAGCAGCAGCAGCAACAGCAGCAACAGCUCCAGCUACAGUCACGCGGCAACCGCUGCAACUGUUGCGCAUCUGAGCAAAGGACACGCAGGUAUGCCACAUCAACACUCGCAGCAGCAGCAGCAGCAGCAACACGGGCAGCAGCAGCACGCGCAGCAGCAACAGUUGCAACACAAGCAACAACAACAGCAGCUCGCCAACAACAACAACAACAGCAGCAACAGCAGCAACAACAACGGCAACAACGGCGUCUCCUCGAAGUCGUUUGUGCCCUGCAAAGUUUGCGGCGACAAGGCAUCGGGCUAUCAUUAUGGUGUAACCUCCUGCGAGGGUUGCAAGGGCUUCUUUCGUCGCAGCAUCCAAAAGCAAAUCGAAUACCGCUGCCUGCGCGACGGCAAGUGCCUGGUGAUACGCCUGAAUCGGAAUCGCUGUCAAUAUUGCCGCUUCAAGAAAUGCCUCUCGGCUGGCAUGAGCCGUGACUCUGUGCGUUAUGGUCGCGUACCCAAGCGUUCACGUGAGCUGAACGGUGCGGCAGCAGCAGCAGCCGCUGCAACAGCAUCAGCAGCCAGCGCGCCCCUAAAUGUGGAUGAAACCAGUGCCAAUAAUUUGCAUACAAAUCUAAUACAGCAACAACAGCAGCAACAACAACAACAACAGCAGCAACAGCAGCAGCCGCAUGCGAGCAGCGUGCAGCGCGUAAAUACACCAAGUACACCACAAACGCCACAAAUGUGUUCGAUAGCCUCGUCGCCAUCGGAGCUGGGCGGUUGCAAUAGUGCCAACAACAACAACAACAGCAACAGCAACAACAAUAGCGGCAAUAACAACAGCAAUGCAACAGCUGUGUUGUGGGCAACCAUCAUCAGCAAUUGGUCAGCAUGGGCAGCAGCGGGGACAUGGCCAUGACCCAGGUGGGCUGUGCCAUCCGCACGAUCAUCACGACAGCCUUGCCGGCACGGCCAACGAGCUGACCGUCUACGAUGUGAUCAUGUGCGUCUCGCAGGCGCAUCGCUCAAUUGCUCCUACACCGAGGAGUUGACACGCGAACUGAUGCGACGUCCAGUGACGGUGCCACAAAACGGGAUUGUCACCACGGUGGCGGAGAGCCUCGAGUUUCAAAAGAUCUGGCUGUGGCAGCAGUUCUCGGCGCGCGUCACGCCCGGCGUGCAGCGGAUUGUGGAGUUCGCGAAACGCGUACCCGGCUUCUGUGAUUUCACCCAGGACGACCAACUGAUACUCAUCAAGCUGGGAUUCUUUGAGGUGUGGCUGACGCAUGUCGCCCGCCUCAUCAAUGAUACGACGCUGACGCUGGACGAUGGCGCAUAUCUGACCCGACAGCAGCUCGAGAUACUCUACGAUUCGGAUUUUGUGAACGCCCUGCUGAACUUUGCCAACACGCUAAACGCAUAUGGUCUGAGCGACACAGAGAUUGGUCUGUUCUCCGCGAUGGUGCUGCUGGCAUCGGAUCGGACGGGCCUCAGUGAGCCGAAGGUGAUUGCCCGUGCCCGGGAGCUGGUGGCGGAGGCGUUGCGUGUUCAGAUACUGCGCUCGCGAGCGGGCUCAACGCAGGCGCUGCAGCUGAUGCCGGCGCUGGAGGCUAAAAUACCGGAGCUGCGCUCACUGGGCGCCAAGCACUUCUCACAUCUCGACUGGCUGCGAAUGAACUGGACCAAGCUGCGCCUGCCGCCGCUCUUUGCCGAGAUCUUCGACAUACCCAAGGCGGACGACGAGCUGUAGAUCCCACAAAUGUUCUACAAUCUGUAUGUUUAAGUAAUUAGCGUUUAACUAAGAGUUGGCAGCAUUAGAUACAACUAUCCGACAUUAAAGCAAAAGGCAACCAAUUUAUCAGAUACAAGAUACAAGAUACAGAUACAUAGUUAACUACAACUACAACUAAAACUAAAACUAAAACUAAUGUAAUGCAUUAAAUAUUUAGCAAUGUUGAAGGCGUUCGCAAACAUUUGAAGCAAACACACACCAACACUCACACACACACACACUCACACACACACACCUGCACACCUGCGAUUAUAGACUUUGAGAUACUUUUAACUGAGAAAUGUUUUUGUUAAUUUUGAAAUCAUUCUAAAGCAGCUUGAGCACUAGCCGUACAUACUUCAUGCGCAACAUAAGAUUUAUUUAUUUCAUUGUCAAGCUCAUCAAAUCAUGCCCUAUAAAUCGAAUCGAACCUAUCCAUAAUCCCGCUUCCCAACACGAUCCCCACAUUAUUUGCAACUUUUCAAAGAAACAAAAAUAAAACUAAAAAAAAAAAAACUCGACUGAAAAGCGAGCGUUCAAGUUCGAAAA
Messenger RNA from Drosophila virilis, 3611 nucleotides. NCBI's taxonomy places the organism in Eukaryota, Metazoa, Arthropoda, Insecta, Diptera, Drosophilidae. The record is from RefSeq and is a predicted model, not a curated record.